Messenger RNA from Peronospora matthiolae, 3039 nucleotides. The record is from the annotation of a GenBank genome assembly. NCBI's taxonomy places the organism in Eukaryota, Oomycota, Peronosporomycetes, Peronosporales, Peronosporaceae.
AUGGCGCAGUGGAGACGCUUCGCGUUCUUUGACAAGGAGGUACUGAAGGACGCCAAUGGACCGUGGAUGAAGGGUGUGGACAUCACGAGUAUGAGCGCUAACCGGGGCCUCAUCUGUGUCGGAGACGCUGACGGGUACGUCCAUUUGGCCAAUCGGUCACUAGAAGCACGCAAGUUCCAGGCACACGAGCUGUUCGUGUCGCAUGUCGUUAUGAUGAAGCGCAGUAACGUGCUGGCUACGAUCGGGGACGGUAUUGACCCUCGUCCGGAUGAGCUGCGGCAACAGUCGAAAGCCAUUGCCGAAGCAGGUCGGGCACCUAAUGCUGAAGAGUUGUAUACGCCCAAGCCGACGGGAAAGAGUACGGCAGUGGUGCGCUUUUGGCGAACAGAUUUGCAAGACAGAGAAGGCAAACCGAAGUUGCUACAGCAGAUUCCUAUUUUUGCCAAGAAAUACCCGGAAGAAGCGGUGACAGCGUUUGCGGUGAACGACGACUUGAGCCAGUUCGCGGUCGGAUUGAAAAACGGGGCCGUGAUCUUGUUUCGCAGCGAUCUGAAGCGACGUACUGAUCGUCCAUCUCAUCUUCUUCAGCCAGCAGGGCAGUACCCGGUCACGGGGCUGUCAUUUAUCAGCAAACCAGUGACGGCAACGUUGGUCCAUGUGUUUUUGUAUGCGUCGACACGACGCGGGCUUACUUGUUAUCACUGCUCGCACGACGACCCGGCACUGGUGAAGAGUGUGGGUGGUGCUGCAGCUCUUCCACCACGCACGACAGUUCUGGACGAGCGUGGUGUGGAUGUGAACUGCUCGUGUGUAAACGAGGAAGAUGAAAUUGCUGUUGGCCAGACAGAUGCCGUGUACUUUUACACGACUGAAGAUCGCUCAGUUUGUUAUGCGUUUGAAGGUGAGAAGAAGUAUUUGCAUUUCUUCAAGCAUUAUCUCCUAGUGGCGCACAUAGACCCGCGUGGGCGACACCAAGUGAAUGUGUAUGAUCUACAGAACAAGUUCAUCGCGUUCAAUUGGACGCUCACAAGCACAAAUCCGAAAGGUCCUAUGCGCAAGCCACCGCUCGCGUCGAACAGUCGUACAGCCGAUACGCGCUUCGGGUUGGACGAAAUGGAAGAAGUCCGUCAUGUGGUCUGCGAGUUUGGCGCUAUCUUUGUGGUAUCUUCAAUGGGGCAUGUGUAUCGCUUGAGUGAGAAGGAUACGACGUCAAAGCUGGAGAUCUUGUUUCGCAAGAACUUGUAUUCGAUUGCUAUUUCCCUGGCCUUCAGCUCGAACUACGACGUCAACAGCAUUAUCGAUAUAUUCCGCAUGUAUGGAGACCACCUGUAUCAAAAGGGGGACUAUGAUGGAUCGUUGCGUCAAUACGUUCGUACGAUUGGCCAUGUUGAGCCGUCCUACGUGAUCCGUCGUUUCCUGGAUGCACAACGCAUCCACAAUCUGACGGCCUACCUUGAGGCCCUCCACGAAAAGGCGUUCGCAAAUGCAGAACACACGACGCUUCUUUUGAACUGCUACACAAAGCUGAAGGACGUCAAGAAGCUGGAUAAGUUCAUUCAACUGGACGAGGUGAUUGAUGCCAAGAAGACAAAUGGCACAAAAAUCGACAACGAUGCCAGUGAUUUAGCGCUAAAAGACGGUGGAGGAGCAGCCAAUCUGAACUUUGACGUUGAAACUGCAAUUAGUGUGUUGUGGGAGAACUAUCCACAGCACGCGCUAACGUUGGCGAGGAAGCACGAGGAGCACAGUUGGUAUUUGAAGAUUCAGCUAGGCCAUAUCAGCUAUGUUGACUCAGAGGACUCGGCUGCUCUAUCGGAGAGUGAGAAAGAACGAGUUGCCGAUGCGCUUGAGUACAUCCAGCACCUCAGUUUUUCUGAAGCAGACUCGAACCUGCGAAAGUACGGCCGCACCCUUGUGACGCACAUGCCGGGGCCCGCAACGGAGCUACUGAAGCGUCUUUGUACGGGCAAGUAUGUUCCGGAAGAUCCGUCGUUAAAAUCGGAUCCUGGCGAUUUCUUGCACUUGUUCGUAUCCCAUCGCGCGCAGCUCAAGGAGUUUUUACAGUACAUUGUCGAGGUAGAGACAGUGAGCAACACAUCGAUCGGUAACACGCUGCUGGAAAUGGUUCUUAGCGACGAUGACGAGGGCGAAAAUGGUGGUCGGUCGGUUGAAGAGAAGGAAGAGGCUGUGCUGCGCAUUCUUGACAAUCCGCGCGUGAAGUACGACGAAGAUCACGCUCUGAUUCAUCUGCAGAUGCGUGGCAUGAAGAAAGGCAAGCGCUACUUGUACAACAAGCUCCACAUGUAUCACAUGCUGGUGCAAUUUCACAUCGAGGAAAACGACGACCAGAGUAUACUUGAGGAAGUGCGCAAGCACGGAGAUAAAGAUCCGAAUCUGUGGUCAUUGGCGUUGAAGUACUUUGCUGAGCGAGGACCCUUGCCGAAGGGUGCUACAAGUGGCAAGGAGUGGGAGGAGCUACAACAGCUGCUUGUUUUGAUCGAUACGAAUCCGGCAAUUCCUCCGCUUCAAGUGGUUCAGGUGUUGAGUCAGUCACGCGAGCUGCCCGUGUCAGUGAUCAAGCAGUACGUGGUCAAUCAGCUGGCUAGUGACGAGAAGAAGAUUGAAGAAGACGAGGAGAAGAUUAAGGCGUUCAGGAGCGACACAAAGCAAAUGAAGGAGGAGAUCGCGCAGCUGAGCAGUCGUGCUGUCGUGUUUCAGGCAACAAAGUGCGACCUGUGCAGUCACGAUUUGGAUUUGCCUGCAGUGCACUUCAUGUGCCAACAUAGCUUUCACCUAAACUGCAUUUCGGAGACGGACCGGGAGUGUAUCGCAUGCUCCAUGGAUCACCGCCACAUUCUGGGACUCAAGACGCAACUGGAGCAAAAAGCUGGCAAUCACGAGCAGUUUUACAACCAGCUCGAGACCGCGGCGGACGGUUUCAAUACCAUUGCAGAAUACUUUGGUAAGGGUAUUUUCAAGAGCAACGAGGUCGUUCUGGACGAGGGUUCGUUCGAGACGCGCUUUAGCGCUGAAUUCUAG